CCCCACCUCUCCUCUGCUAUGGAACGUCACUCCACGCGAAGAUCACUAGGACAGGUCUAGGGUGACUACUGUUGAUUAGUUGUAACCUUUUGCCGAUAUAUCCAAGCGAAGUGUUGAUAGCAACAGUGCACCACGUUACAUAGCUUGGAUGCUACCAAAAUUUGGAAACCGGGCCUUAAAUAGCGAAGAAAGUCAUGGAGGUGUCUCUUAGACUUCUCUUGAUCAAUCUCUCCACUCCAAAGUCAUAUUUGUAUUUUCCGUCAUUAUGUUUUGGGGUCAACUUGUUAAUAUAGGUCUUUUCCUUUCCCUUUCUAUAGGAGGGUACAGCCGAUUCGUCGCUAUCCCAACUAUACCGUUCAAUGGAACGAACGGUAUCUAUUCCCUGGCUCGACUCACCAGUAUUGUGGUUGAUGCGCGCUAUGCCGAUAUUGUAGAUAAUGAUGGUGCAACCCAAAUCCCACCUACGUUGCAACAAUUCGCCGAGACUUUCCAGAAGGACCUCCAGUCCACAGUAGGGAUUGAUAUACCGCUCACGUCUAGCAGGACGGCCGCGGCGAAUUCAAUCUUCUUCACGCUUACCAAUGACACCGGAUUCCAUGAUGCUGCCGGGAGAUAUACCUCAGAAGCAUACACCCUAACAAUAAACGAGAAUGGUGUGAAAAUAGCUGGAGCCAGUCCACUAGGUGCUUGGUGGGGAUCGCGGUCAUUGAUUCAGGCGGCGGCCGUCAGCGGCGACGCCCUUCCUCAAGGAUCUGCAGUGGAUGCGCCUGGGUGGGCUAAUAGAGGUAUCAUGUUGGAUGCUGGGCGCCACUUUUACCCCCCUGAAUUUCUGGUCGAAAUGUGCGCAUUCCUAUCCUUUUUCAAACAGAAUGCAUUUCACGUGCAUUUGAGCGACAAUCUCUACAACAACGUAGAUCGGUAUUCUGCUCAGCAGUCGAUGGAUCUGUACGCAGCAUUCCGCCUAUGGUCGGAGGAUCCUGCGGUAGCUGGGCUCAAUAAGCGCGCCAAUGAAUCGUAUACCAAGGAACAAUUCGAUACCGUCCAACAACAGUGUGCCCGACGUGGUGUCACUAUUAUCCCUGAAAUUGAAGCUCCAGGUCAUGCGCUGGUCAUCACCCAGUGGCGGCCUGAGCUAGCCCUUGACGAUCUCAGCAUGCUCAACAUUACUCACCCAAAUACUAUUCCUACUAUGAAGGCCAUUUGGAAGACCUUCUUGCCCUGGUUCCACAGCAAAACCGUUCACAUAGGUGCAGACGAAUAUGACAAAGAUCUAGUGGCAGAUUAUACAUCUUUUGUUAAUACGAUGCGGGACUAUAUCUUCAAAGAAUCGGGCAAGGACAUGAGAAUCUGGGGCACCUUCAUCCCAUCGCAGGGUGCCAAUGUGUCCACGGACGUCUCCAUCCAGCAUUGGGAGUUCUUCGAGGAUAAUCCUUACUUCGACUACAUCAAGAAUGGAUAUAAUGUGCUCAAUUCGGACGAUGCGUUCUACAUUGUAGGCAAAUGGUCCGGUAGCUACCCAUCCACGCUGAACAAGACUCGUGUGUUCUAUGGGAAUCCCGCCGGCGGGGCUUAUGCUCCCAAUAUCUUCGACACCAAAAAUACCACCAACAAUCCUCCUCGGAAUGACCCUCGCAUCCUCGGUCACGUUGCGGCUCUAUGGAACGAUUAUGGUCCAAAUUCUACCACGGUCCUUGAAACAUAUUAUUCGUGGAGGGAUACGCUUCCAGCCUUGGCCGACAAACAAUGGGGCGGAAGCAUUCUAGAGGAGGAAUAUGAUGCAGUAUUUGACAAGAUCCACGCUGCAAUCCCUGGGCAAAACUUAGAUCGUCGUGUACAGAGUCACACUGAUACCAUACUACAUUAUAAAUUCGACAAGAACAGCGAGACUGUCGGUGACCAUUCUGGGAACGGCUAUGAUGGAAGCAUACAAGGAUGCCACGUCCAAAACUCCACUCUCGUACUUUCCAACGGCUGUUAUGUGAACACCCCAUUAGGGAGCAAAGGGAGAGACUACACGUUAUCAUUCUGGGUGAACCCCACGUCACAAACCCCAGGUACCCUCUUUGCCGGACCCGACUCGGCCCUUCUAAGCGGAAACGGGUCGAUUAGCAAUAUAACUCUGAUAAGCGGUGGCAACCCAUACUCACUCAACUACAGUCUUCCUCUUAAUACGUGGACCCAAGUGCAAUUAAUUGGAAAGGGCAAUCGAACUCUGCUCAGAGUCUCCGAUUCGGGUGCAGGAUCUACAAGUCUGGAGUUUCUUGCGCGUCUAGGGAUCAAUGGCGAAAGCCAAGUUUGGGCUCCAAUUGGAAUCGAAGCCCCUCUAGCCCGCAUAGGGGAAGGUUUCAAGGGGAUGAUGAAAGAGGUUGUUCUACGAGGGAGUGUUGAGUGAAGGGGUCUCAUAAGAUCUGUUUUCAUGGGUUUUGUGGCAUGGGCAUACUUUACAAUAUAAUACCGAAGGUUCUUAUAUACAGAACAGCAAUUAUAUAAUGCUCUAGCAGAAUUCAAG
Messenger RNA from Aspergillus caelatus, 2509 nucleotides. Its product is annotated as glycoside hydrolase superfamily. The transcript is spliced from 3 exons. Bases 266 to 2392 code for a protein of 708 amino acids. Gene Ontology annotation, molecular function: beta-N-acetylhexosaminidase activity. NCBI's taxonomy places the organism in Eukaryota, Fungi, Ascomycota, Eurotiomycetes, Eurotiales, Aspergillaceae. The record is from RefSeq and is a predicted model, not a curated record. Gene Ontology annotation, biological process: carbohydrate metabolic process.